Cucurbitaria berberidis CBS 394.84 is the source of this 1945-nucleotide messenger RNA. RefSeq lists its product as uncharacterized. Bases 21 to 1766 code for a protein of 581 amino acids. Lineage: Eukaryota; Fungi; Ascomycota; Dothideomycetes; Pleosporales; Cucurbitariaceae. The transcript has a single exon. The record is from RefSeq and is a predicted model, not a curated record.
CUGCAUUCACAAUCCCAGAUAUGCCCAACAAGGGCUUAGAAGAGAGAAGACGUCGCACUACUUUCUGCUUCAACACCUGCACCUCGCUAAAAACAACUCGCAGUAACAACAACAUCAUGGAGCGUCAGGAACGAGAGUUGGGACAACGCAAAUCGACCGCCUUCAACCCUGAAGCGACCGCUUUCAGCCCAAUUCACCCCACCGCGAUAUCGAAAGGCAAAGAGUCCAUUCUAUAUGCUACAACUACGCCACCUGCAAUCCCACGCGAACUGUUCAAGACUUCUACAGUCCUCAAGCGUGAGUUUCUCAACCUUGCCAUUGGUAGAAAGUGUACUCAAUAUGGGACAGACGAUUCGCCUUUGCGACCUGCCGAGAAAAUGCGUCCGUUCUAUCACGGAGAGGCGACAACGUCGAGUGUGCCGGUUGUUCUGGGAGACUUAUUGCAGAGAACGCAACCAGGUCAGCAGCCGAGCAGUACGAGUGUAACACUGUUGACAAAAGUAUCAGAAAAUUACCUCGACUCAAGCGAAGGCACGGCAGGUACGCCUCUUCAGCAAUACAAUUUAUCAAAAAACAUUGUGAGCUUGACAGGGACGCAAGUUUCGCCGUAUCUAUUCUCUUCGCCGCGACCCGAGCCCAAGCUCGGCGCUGUAGAUGUCGACGAACUGAGCGCAAGCCUGGGUCUUCCUGGUGUGAGGAAGAACGUCAUGAGGAACGAUUCUCCGGCGCACUCGCAAAAGUCCUGUCCUUCUCAAGGUCCCCCCGAUUAUCUCGUCGGUAAGUUGAUCGGCAAGGCACUAGACACGCCUCUGACGGCCCAUGCCCUAGCCCGAUAUCUUAAUACUAGCGAGAUUGUGUCCUCGGAUGAUACAACCGCAGCCUCCCGCGAACUUCAGGAGUCUGUGAUGGGCUCUGGGAUGCUGAGUCGUAAUGAUAGCCAGGCUACCAAGAUUGUGCGCCCACCUCCCGGUUUUCGCGGCGAGGCUUCCCGUAGAAUAGCGAUUGAGGAUCCCAUAUCUGUCGUCCCAGCUGUAACAGAACCGAAGUAUGGGUCUACAGGCCCUGAUGUGUUGCUCCAGGCUCCACGUCACAACCCGUUUCAGCCUACCAACCAUAUCCAGCAUCAAGCACGCCGUUCAUCUAGCAGGAGGCGACCCCGAGCUUACACCCGUGUUAGGCGUACCGAUCAAGGCCCUGAGCCUUCUGCAGCGGACAUCUACCCCGAUGACGCGAACUGGGAGCCUUUCCCCAUACCCUUCAACGGCAGGGAAAGGGUACCUAACCGCCCUUCGUUCGUACCCCAACUGCCUCUCCAGCGAGUGAUCCAGGUCAACGAUACUAUCGGCUGGCCUACGCCCGCGGAAGUCUAUACACAACCUACCCCUUCUGGGGUCAACAUGCACAAAUCCGACGCCCCUCCCCGCUCUCCUACGAUCAACAUCUUCGAGAACCAUGUCCCACCCACGGGAACAGACAUUAAUGCUGCAGAUGACGAAGUCCUGGCCAUUAUCGACGAGCUCCCGGACCCGUCCGCUACUACACUACUAAGACUUGGGUCUUUUGACUUGGGAUGCGAUGAGCGCCCGCUUACUCCCGGUCAGUACGAUGCUUCCAGAUACGGCAUGGAGUACCAUGGUCUAGCUCUUGGCGACACAUGGAACUGCCCUCCAGCUGAGGAGACUGAACCGUUUAGGGUGCGUCCGCGCAAUCACGAGGGUUGGGGUGGUUGGGAGUGGGCGCUGAGGAGCGGUUGGGGGGAUAAGUGAGCGUGUCGAGCGAUGCUGAGCCGACAGCCUUCAGCAAGGGAUUGACGGAGUUGAGUGAACACGGCGAACUAUUCAUCACUAGCCUUACUAACAACUGGGUGUGAAGACCAGGUUUUGCGAGACGGUUGUGACAUUUUGGUGGUAUUUCCCGGCCGCCAUAUUAUUCUACAUGGCUUGUU